GGAGGACAAUAUCUGGAAUCUGAUGGGAUUAGUCAGACAUCUACACUUAUUUGUAUUCAGGUACAUUGAUAUUUCCGGAAGAAUUAUUUGCUAUGGCCAGACUUCGCAGGAAAGCAUGUAUUGCUCUCUUCCUUUUUACACUUUUCAUUUUUGGAACUAUGAUGGGCUUAAGAACUUUGAAGCCCUCUGAUGGGUUUUCUGAUUUGGCACCUGGCUUAGAGCUCAUGCCCUUUGCUGAACAGUCUGAGAGACGCUCGGUGUCCAAUGAGGUCGUCCCCCAUCCCCAGAGCACUGUGGAGACACCAGACCAGACAAAAGUGUACUAUGACCUCCAUAUCUUCUACUACAUGUGGUAUGGAAAUCCAAAGUUUGAUGGGAAUUACAUACACUGGGACCACGUAAUGGUACCUCAUUGGGAUCCCAAAAUAUCUGCAAGUUACCCGAAAGGCAGACACAGCCCUCCUGAAGACAUUGGCUCUAGUUUCUACCCAGAAUUGGGACCCUACAGUUCAAAAGAUCCAGAGGUCUUAGAAGAACAUAUGAAGCAACUUAGAGCUGCUGCUAUAGGUAUUUAAUAAUGAAGCAGGAUAAUUGGUCUCAUUUGAUAGACAUAAAUAUGCUAUUGCCAUAUAAUUUUCCACAUAGGUGCACAUCUUUAGAAAUUCUACCUUUACUACUUUACUUCUUUUUCAUUUUAACUUUUUCAUUUUUUUACUUCAUGUUAUGUGGCUGUCACAGCUUUUAGAUAUUAUAGAGGUUUUGAAUCAACCUUUAAAAUGAACUCAAAAAUGCACUGUCAUUUUGUUUUUCUUUCAGUCUUCAUUUGUUUAUGCCUAGUGAUGUCCCGAACGGUUCGCCGAACGGUUCGCCACGGACUCAUCAUUGAGUAAACUUUGACCCUGUACCUCACAGUCAGCAGACACAUUCCAGCCAAUCAGCAGCAGACCCUCCCACCUCCUGGACAGCUCACUAAGAAUGCAGCUUCACAAUUAAUGUAAAAUGGAUGCUGUCCAGGAGGUGGGAGGGUCUGGGAGGGAGGGUCUGCUGCUGAUUGGCUGGAAUGUGUCUACUGACUGUGAGGUACAGGGUUAAAGUUUACUCAAUGAUGAGUCCACGGCGAACCGUUCGUAGCGAACCGUUCGGCGAACCGUUCGGGACAUCACUAUUUAUGCCCCUUUUAUCUGAAUCAUUGUAUUCACCCUGUUCUUAUUACAUUUACUAUGUUUUCUUCCAUUUGCUAAACGUCAAUAUUUGGGAGCCACCAUUUGUUUCUCCUAUGUCAAAGAUGUCCGCAAUUUAUCCAUAUGUGUUAGCUUAGCAAUUGAAAUGGAACUUUUCUUAAAGGGAUACUAUAUGCAUCAAAACAACUUUAGCUUAACAACGCAGUUUUAGCGUGUACAUCAUGCCCCUGUAGUCUCACUGCCAGAAUAAAAUCACAUUUGUUUCUGUUUGUGCAGCUCUAGCCACAUCUCCUCUGCCUGUGACUCACACAGCCUCCAUGACAAAACGGCUUACUUUUACAUCUGGUGUUAACUUACUUUUAAUAUGUUUAUCUCCUGCUCUAUAAACUGAACUUUAAUCAUACACAGCAGGCUCCUGCAGGCUAUUAACAGAGCAGAAAUUCUAAAUUAAAAAGAUGGUGCAAUAAAGGAGCAGUGAGACUGCAGGGGCCAAAACUGCUUAAUUAAGCUUAAGUUGUUUUGGUGCCUCAGUAUCCUUUUAAGCUCUGCUUAUUGCCGAAGCAGGUAAGCAGAGUAGUUCUUAUGUUAUCUUAUGUAUAACUAAAAAACAAAAGUGGAUUUAAAAAAAUAAAAACAAGGGAUACAGAAACAAACAAUAGAGGUACAGAAAAUUUAUUAAUUUAAAAACAAAACCUGAAAAGUUACAGAACUGCUCUUUUACCCAUGCACAGUUUAGUUAACACAUAUGACAGCAACUCAGUUAUCUCAUAACAAUCCACUUAUUUCAUGUGUAUACAGGGGAAAACUCAGUUUUACUUAUAGACCCUAAAAGACCGACCUGUUUUGUUUUUUUGAGAAUUAAACACGGCUACACCAAUUUAGGAUUGCCCUGAUAAAAUUAUUAUAUCAGCAUAUAUCUAUCCUCUUGUUAACUUGAAUAUUUACAUUUCAAAGGGCCACCCCAUCACCAUAAAAAUACCAUUUAAAUAAAGUUUUUAUUGGGCAGGAGCAGGGUUGUCUUUAAUAUUGACUGGGCCCUGGGCAACCAUUCGCUUGGGCCCCCUGGAUGCUGCUCCUUGCCCCCUGCCAGACAUACUAAAACACAUGCACAGAGACAUACACUGACAGACAUACUGACACACACAGAAAUAUACACUGAAAGACAUACUGACACACAACCUGACAGACUUACUGACAUACACAUACACACUGACAAACAUAUUGACAGACAUACUAACACAGAUACAAACACUGACAGAAAUACGGACACAGAUAGACACAUACACUGAAAAACAUACUGACUGACAUACUAACACAGAUACAAACACUUGACAUAAAAUUACACUUUUAAACCCACUCUCCAGUUUCCUACCUUGGAGGGUAGUUUCCCCGGUGUCCAGGCUGGAGGCUGAGGCUGUUGGGAGUUGGGGUCUGCCUCUUCCGGCCCAGCCCCCAUCCUCUCUGCCUCCUCCUUCUCCCGCGUGGCUCCUUUCCUUAGUGGGAGGAAGUGACUCAUGGAUAUCACUUCCUUUCAGCGCUGCAGAAAAGCAAGGUGCUUGGUCACGCUGUUAAAGUGCCACAGUGUAUAACCGGGCCCCUGCUUACAAAUGCUCACCCGGUGGGCCUCCUUAGUGUGUGGGCUGCCGAUUGUGUCAACGGACCAAUGGGGGGAAAAAUAGUUGAGGGCAGCGGGGCACACGGUGCAGCUGCCUUGGGUCCCCCAAGAGUAACUGGGCCCGGGACAGCUGCCCUGUUGCCCUGCGUUAAAAAACGCCCUGGGCAGGAUUCCCUAAGUGCCCACUUACCAUAAGUGGUUAAACUGUGUUUGAAAGGUCAUACUGCCUCCUCUCUCUUCCCCCUUAGCCCCUAUGUAAAAGGAAUGCGCUGUCUGGGAGUCUGGGGAUUGCUCCAACUGGCACUCUCAGCCUAUCAGCGGCCAAUCAUUGCAAGUAACAGUGCACAUAUGUGAGGGGGAAAACAUGGCGAACACUUAAGAACACAGCGUCUGUGUAAAACUGUUAUUAUCUAAAAGGAAUGUUUUAAACGGCAAUACAACGUUGGCUUUUGUUUUUGGUGUAUAGAUCAUGCCCGUGCAGAGUUAUUGCUCAAUUAAGAAAUACCUUAAAACACAGACAAUCCCCACAAAAGUUACUUCCACUGAUAGCCCUGAUCUGGCUGACCAACAUAUUCCAAAAUCACUUUAGGGGUUUAGGAAUUUCCUGAAAGUCAUAAUUUGACCGACAGCCCGCAUGGUCCCAUGCCCAAAACAGUUCCAGAGAAUCUGGGCUUGUGGUCAGUCUAGUUCGGUAGUUUAAAAAUGAACAAACUACCGAACAGAGUCAAUAGUCUUACCCUGGAGCUUGAUCCCCUUGUUUGUGGGAACGUUUCCACCGAACAGCACCUUUCCAAGUGUUGUAGAACCGAACGCAGGCUAUGCUGGAAGUCCAGCAGUGUUCGGGAGUUUCUGUGUCCAUUUUCAGUUCCAUGAGAUUCAUGCCCAAACACCACUGCCUGCUUUCAUGCGAACAAGAUGUCCGCCACCUUGUGGUCGUCCAUAGGAAUUGCGGCCACCCAGAUGAACACUUAGAACACUGCAGUUGAAAUUGCUACAACGUAGCAAUUAGUCUUAACAAGUUCCAGGGUGGUCUCCGGUUCGUGCAGCUGUCCGGUUCCCGAACCAAAAAUAAUAUCCAAUGAACUAAGUCUGUUCAAAUAGUUUUCAAAGGCCCAUAGUCUUUGGUAAGAGGUUGGCCAGCAGGCCCCACCAAGCACACGUGAUGAGGCUCAGUUCGUCACAACAAGUUAUCAAUGUUUUAAUCCACAAAGUUACAAAAUGAAAGAUAUACUUCCCAACCCCCUGGGAGGCAGUGCUUGUAAGUCUAUUGACUCUGUCUGUGUGAUAAUUAGCACUGGAUACGCAACUGCACACAUUUAUUUAUUUAUAAAAUAUUUUACCAGGAAAGAUACAUUGAGAUUUCUCUUGUUUUCCAGUAUGUCCUGGGUCCACAAAACAUUGCAUUGAUACAAUAGGGUACAAUAAAAUACAAAAACAAUAUUAAUACACAAUAUAUAAAAGAUUUAACGUAGAACAGGUAGGAAAUAUAUAAUCAACCAUGACACGUGCAUUCUGUUUUGAGGUUUGUAGAGAGGGAUCUCUUAAAGGACUUUAGGUAGAAAAAAAGGGGGAGGAGUCUGCUCUAAGUAACAAAGAUAAGAGCUGCUACCCUAAAAAGGGGAUCCCUCAAGAACCCUCAAUGAAAUAUUGGAAAAGAAAGAAAGGGUGAAGGGCUGCGCUAUAAAAAAAGGAAAUGAAUAAUAAAUAAAAUAGUAAAAUAUACACAGUAUAAAAAUAAUCUAAUAUAAAUAAAAUAUGGAUGUGAAACAGAGUCCGUGCAAUAAUGGAGAUCAAACAGUAAAAUGUCCAAUAAAAUGCAUAAAAAACUCACUGAUAUGUGGAUACGCCGUGUAUAUAGUCCUCAAGGGUUAAGCCUUCCAAGUUCCACGAAAUCCGUAUAUUUGAAAAUAAGAACACAACAAGCUUCCAAUGGUAUAGUAUUGUACUGAGAGAAUAGGCGAAAAAGACAAAAUGGAGGAUAAUGCACUCACAUUUGUUGGAGCUUUGGUCCAGCUCUUGGAUGAAAGGCACUUAGCGGUAUAAUCCCCGCUAAUGGAUAUACUGUGGAAAUGGGUCCGUCCGUCCGGCUUGGAUUCCGUAGUAUUCCGCAGGAUAUAUAAAAACAGUAAUAGUGCUCUCAGUUUGAAAAGAUAACAAUAUAUAAAAUAAAAUAAAAUAUACUCACAAUGAUAGAGCAGGGAAUACUGCUCUAUAGAUAUUGCGCUUGUCAGCACCUCUGCCUCUUGUGAACUCCGGCUAUUCAGAGCGUUGCUGGACGUUACCCUGGCAACGCUGUGCUAUGCAGAAUAAAGCUCUUGACCACCAGGGAUCUGAAUAUCGUCCCUAACUUGACCUACAUAUGCAAGAGAGAGGAAAAUAAAAAAAAAUUUUAAUAUUAGUUAAAAAUAUAUGAAAUUGGUCUCUUACCCUUAAACCCCUUAUCUCACUCCCCAUACAAACACACACUCCAUCCAUCUACACAGUAUAUCUCCUACACAUACAAUACAGUCCCUUUACACACACAAACACACUGUAUCCUGUACACUACAUCUCCCUAGAAAGACACGCUAUCUACAGGCCCCUGCAAACACACAAACACACACUCUACAGCCACAGGACACACAGGCACACACAUACUCUACAGGCCCUAUAGGGUCUUUAUCAAGCUAUAGUGACACCAAGAAGGGCUAGUCUGCUUCAAAGUCGAUCUGUCACUUUUUUAUCAUAGGAAUCCAUCCAAAAAAUGAUAAAUAUAAAUUUAUUUAUUUAAAAAAAAAAAUUUUUUAAAAGGCCUAGGGUUAGUAAAAAAAUCUUGAACCUAAAACCUAAACUAGGAGGGAUGGGAGUUCCCAACAUUAUAGAUAUUUAUGAAUCUUGCUCAUUGGCACAUAUUAUUUCAUCUAUGAAAGAGAGCUCUAGGGGAGAAUCAUGGGCAAAGAUUGAAGCUAAAAGAGCAGAAAUUCCAGAUUUAAUGGCUUUAUUUUGGAAUAUACACAAAGGGGAGAGAGAUGAUAUGGGCCUAAUUCUAGAUAACUUACUGGUUCAAUGGAGAAUCUGGAAAAAAAGACUCAAAAUUACAGACAAAAGUAUUAUUGACCUCCCUAUGCAGGUUUUGUCCAUUAAUAUUAAGGACCUUAAUCUGGAGCCAUGGUUAAAUAAAGGCAUUAAUAGAAUAAGUCAGUUAUUUCAACAACAACAGAUUAGAUCUUUUGAAGAGAUUAAACAGGCUUUUUCUCUUUCCUAUAGAGAAAGCUUCACGUACUUAAGGAUAAAAUAUUUCUUAAUGAGACACAGAAUAGUGGAGAUCUCUGAGGAAUUACAGUUGUUUAUAAAUUUAUUAAAUAUUACACAUAGUAAAAACUUAGUAUCUAAAUGCUCUAAUAUCUGCAGUAAGUAUAAGCCACUCCCGGAAUUCCCAGCUAAAAAAGCUUGGGAAAAAGAUAUACAAAUUAGCAUCACGAGAAGUGAAUGGCUUGAGGCUAACAAUGCAGUAAUGAAAGCUUCACAUUGCUUAAAUCUAUCGGAAAGUCACUAUAAGGUUAUAAACAGAUGGCACUAUGUACCAGCUAAAUUAGCAAAAAUAUAUUCAGGUAACCAAUAUCACUGCUGGCGUUGUGCUUCACUUACAGCAGACUAUGUGCAUAUAUGGUGGUCAUGUCCGAUCAUAGUUCAAUUAUGGCAAAAGGUAGCGAAAUUCUGUAGGGAAGAAAUAGAAGUGGAUCUUGAUUUUACUUGUAGUUCUAUGAUAUUACAUAUGGGAUGGCCUACAAUUCCGAAGGAUAAAAAAGAAAUAAUUAUCCAUAUUCUUGUAGAAACUAAAGCUACUCUCGCAAGAUUUUGGAAAAUCUCAGAUUCCCCGUCAUGGGAGAAGAUAAAACAUCAGGUCUCGAAUAAUUGUAAAAUGGAAAUAGGGAUAUUGAGACAAAAUAAUUAUUACAAUCCACGAAUUGAACAAUGGCAGAAAUGGAUUGUGAAAUUAGGAAGAAGUAAUGUGACUUAAUAUAUACUAAGGUUUUUACGUCUUGGAAAUGUAGAUAGGGUAGUGGUUCCUGUGCAUAAAUUACUAAAUUAGCCACGGGUUUGAGGAGCCUGUUUGGUAAGGAAAAAAAUUUAUGUCAAAAAUUAUGGUUCCAGGUUCCUAGAAGCAAUAUGCGACUAACUCUCGGCAAAGAGCAGCCUUUUUUUUUUUUUUUUGUGUUUAUUGUCUAAUGUCUGAUUGUUUAUUGUUGUAACAAUGUAUGUGAAUCCCUUUUUGUUUGUAAAAAAAAAGGAAGGGGAAAGGGAAAGAAAAGGAAAAAGAGAAAGGGAAACAAUGUAAAAGAGGGGAAGGGAAAGAGAAAAGAAGGGAAGGGGAAAGGAAAAGGGGAAAGGGAAGAAAGAAGAGAGAAAGAAACGGGAAAAGGAAAGGAAAAGGAAAAGAGAAGAAAAGAGUAAGAGAAUGAAAGAAAGAAAAACCUCUUUUUCAAUAAAGAUUAAAUAUACAAAAAAGAAGGGAAGAGAAUAGGGAAAGGGAAAGAAAGGAAGGAGGGGAGGGGAAAAGAAAAAAGGAAGGGAGAAAGGAAGGGAAAAAAAAAAGAGAAAAAAAAAAAAAUGGAAAUGGAGAAAGGAGUUGCAUAUUUAUAAAUAACCUUAAUUAUACUCAUUACUAUGUGCAAUGGAUUCAAAAGAUAAAAGAUAGUUUAAAGCUAUCUACUGUAAUGUUAAACUAACUGAUAUCUUUCCUAGACGAGUAAUAUAUUAAAUCACAUAUUGUAUGUAUGUUGUCCUUGUAUUGUCUUGUUUGUAUAUUUAGUCAUAUAAUUGUCGUUGUCAAAUAUGUUUGUUAAAUUGUUUGAAAACAAAAAAAAAAAAAAUUCUCAAUAAAAGGCCUUUUUUUUCUUUUAAGAAUUAUGAAUAUUUUCCAAGUUAUAAGGAAGGAAAAGUAUGGUCUACUUUUUCUUUUGUAUAAGCUGAAGGUUGACAAAAGUUGUCAAGGGUUUGAGCUUUAGUCAAGAUCCAUAGCCCUUGUCAGAUUUGUCGCUGGCCAUUUUCUUGUACUCACCUCACCCGCGAUGUUACUAAUCUCCAUUGUUGACUCUCGCACAAUUGUGAGAAUUGACACUAAGACAGUGAAAGCUGCCACCCCUGGGCGUGCUCGUGAUUUCAUGCACAAGUUUAAUGAACUCAGCCAAUGGGGCGGAGCCAGCCACAAUUAAACUCACUUGACCCUGUAAAAGGUGAGUAAAAUCACCUUUUUAACAGAGGACAAGGGGGUGCUGUCACCUAAAUGGCUAUUUAGACCUAUAGCGUCAAGAAUACACGUUUGUAUUCCUGACACUAUAGUGUUCCUUUAAUUACAGAAAAUAAUAAUCAAUACUGGUAUAUGCAUUUGACACAAGUUGCAAGAUUGCUUUUGAAAAAUAGACACAAUGAAAGUAAGAGGCUAUUUAUUACACCAAGAAUAGUACCAGUGAUCCACUAAAAUACAUAAAUAAAUACCUCCUGCUUGCUUAAUGCUUGGUACGUUACACAACAAGUUGUGGGAAUUUACAUAUUUCUUGCAUGUCCUCCAAAUUAUGGCGAAUUAAAAUUUGAAUGGCUAAAAUAGCAGCGCAGUAAACCAUCUCUAACUCUUCAAUCUCGUUAGCCUUAAAUUUGUCAUUCAGAUUUAAUGUCACUAUAAUGUGUAUUUUAGUGAAUUAGUUCUAUACUAUAAAUCCUACAGAUGAUAUGUGACUGUGUUAAAUUAUCAGCAUCUUUUAUUUAUUUAUUUUUUACUUUGAAACCCAAUGUCUGGUAUGACGUGUACUGUAAUAACUCUGAAGGCUUCCUUUGCAGGAGUGCUUGUGCUGUCAUGGUAUCCCCCAGGCACUGCAGAUGAAAAUGGAGAAGCAGUGGAAGAUUUAGUGCCCCUUAUCCUGAAUGCUGCCCUUAGAUACAACAUCAAGGUAACAACAGUGUAA
Messenger RNA from Pelobates cultripes (western spadefoot toad), 8738 nucleotides. The record is from the annotation of a GenBank genome assembly. Lineage: Eukaryota; Metazoa; Chordata; Amphibia; Anura; Pelobatidae.